AUUCCUGGAGGGGGGAAGCAGUUUCUGGACAGGAUGUGAGAGAGGAACUGGGGUCUUCAGUCACGGGAGCAACUGGGGCUGCAGGCGGGAAGGGAAGGAGACCGCGGGGAGCAGAGCUGGACCCCAGCGCCCAGGCCGGGGGACUGACCGCACGUGAGGGAGGAGGCUGGGGGCCUGGGCUCCGGGGCUGAGGCAGGAAGAAGAGGAACUGGCCGAGCUCUAGGAAAGGAGCCUCGGCCCAUCCAGACUCUGUCUCCGCCUCAGGAUGGGGGGCCCCAGGCCUCAGCCCUGGGGGCUCGGUCUCCUGCUCUUCCUCUUGCCGGGGAGCCUGCACUCAGCCGAGACCCAGCUCUCCCUGCUGUACCACAUCACCGCCAUGUCUGCCCCGGCCCCGGGGACUCCGGCUUUCUGGGCUUCGGGCUGGCUGGGCCCCCAGCAGUACCUCAGCUACAACAGCAUCCAAGGCCAGGCCCAGCCCUAUGGCGCCUGGAUCUGGGAGAGCCAGGUGUCCUGGUACUGGGAGAAGGAGACCACAGACCUGAAGGAGAAGCAGACGCUCUUCCUGGAAGCCUUUGAAGUCUUGGAGAAAGGAGUUUCCUACACCCUGCAGGGUCUCCUGGGCUGCAAGUUGGACUCUAACAACAACUCGGUGCCGGUGGCCACGUUUGCCCUGAAUGGUGAGGAGUUUAUGAGCUUUAACCCGACGUGGGGCAACUGGACGGGGGACUGGCCCGAGGCCGCCACCAUCAACCAGAAAUGGGAAGAAAACACCGAGACCGUCAACAAGGAGAAGACCUUCCUGCUGUACUCCUGCCCUCAGAGGCUGCUGGGCCAUCUGGAGAGGGGCCGCGGGAACCUGGAGUGGAAGGAGCCCCCCUCCAUGCGCCUGAAGGCCCGGCCGGGCAGCGCUGGCUCCUCGGUGCUCACGUGCAGCGCCUUCUCCUUCUUCCCGCCGGAGGUGCAGCUGCGCUUCCUACGAAACGGACUGGCAGCCGGCUCGGGUGAGGGUGGCCUCGGCCCCAACGGCGAUGGCUCCUUCCACGCCUGGUCGUCGAUCACAGUCAAGAGUGGCGACGAGCAUCACUACAGCUGUGUGGUCCAGCACGUGGGGCUGCCGGAGCCGCUGACUGUGGAGCUGGGCACUUCAGCCAAGUCCUCGAUGCCUGUGGCUGGAAUCAUCAUAGGCUUCUUACUGCUCACAGUGGUGAUUGUAGUGGGAGUUCUGCUGUGGAGGAGACUGAGGAACGGGCUGCCAGCCCCUUGGACCUCGCUCCGUGGGGAUGACAUAGGGACCCUCCUGCCCACUCCUGGCCUCUCCAAGGAUGCUGAUUCCUAGGAUGUAAAUGUAACCCUGGCAACCACCUGACUCCACGCUCGGGGCUGCUCCCAGCUAGUGUCCUCAAGUCCCUCUCUUGCUCUGAGACCUCCUGGACCCUGGUGUCUCCGAGCCGCCCUGAGCCCUGAGGGCCCCACUCUGGUUGCCUCCUGUGGUCUGCCUCAGUCUCCUCAUAUGUAUGGCUCUCUUACAUCUCUACAUGUAACAAGAGUUUGAGCCCAGA
Messenger RNA from Condylura cristata (star-nosed mole), 1559 nucleotides. It is a transcript of the gene FCGRT, whose product is annotated as Fc fragment of IgG, receptor, transporter, alpha. NCBI's taxonomy places the organism in Eukaryota, Metazoa, Chordata, Mammalia, Eulipotyphla, Talpidae. Gene Ontology annotation, cellular component: external side of plasma membrane. Bases 266 to 1336 code for a protein of 356 amino acids. The transcript is spliced from 7 exons. Gene Ontology annotation, molecular function: beta-2-microglobulin binding. The record is from RefSeq and is a predicted model, not a curated record. Gene Ontology annotation, biological process: immune response.